Fraxinus pennsylvanica is the source of this 1449-nucleotide messenger RNA. The record is from the annotation of a GenBank genome assembly. NCBI's taxonomy places the organism in Eukaryota, Viridiplantae, Streptophyta, Magnoliopsida, Lamiales, Oleaceae.
AUGGAGUGGAGGCGGGGAAGAAGAGGGAGGAGCAAUCAGACAUUCCUGCCGCUGCGCACCACCGCGCCCACGCACUUCUCCAACACCGUUUCUUGCUGGUAUUGCGAUUUGAAAUUUUUGGCCCUCAAUGAACCUCUGUUUCGUUUCGGUCGCCGGCACUCAAGGUAUUUGAGAGCCUGGUUCACGAUGGGAAUCGGUUUUAGUCUGGCAGUUCUUGUCGGAGUUACAGCGAUUCUUCUCUGGGAAUUGGCUCGAGCUCUACUUGCUUACACAGGGAAUGCAAAGCUUGGAAAUACUUCAUUCAGCCUUUCCCCUUUGAUUUCAGGACUGAACAUUUCACUCCCCAGUAUUGGAUACAUCUGUAUAUCUUCUGUCAUAUCUGUAUUCAUCCAUGAGCUCGGUCAUGCUCUUUCUGCUGCAAGUGAGGGCGUACAUAUGGAGUAUGUUGCUGUCUUUUUGGCUGUUUCUUUCCCAGGAGCUCUGGUGGCUUUCAAUCAUGCUUCUUUGGAAGCAUUACCUGGGGUGGCUACCCUUCGUAUAUACUGUGCUGGAAUUUGGCAUAAUGCAGUAUUCUGUGCAGUUUGCACCUUGGCUUUGUUCCUUCUUCCCUUCAUCUUCAGUCCAUUCUACAUACAUGGUGAAAGUCCCAUGGUUUUGGAUGUGCCUCCCAUGUCACCAUUAUCUAGUUAUUUGUCUCCUCGUGAUAUAAUUUAUUCACUGGAUGGCGUCCGCAUGCAUACUGCUCAAGAGUGGAUGGAAAUGAUUACUUUGCUGAGUAAGCAGAACAUCAAAGACUUGGACAGUUCUGGUGAAUUUAGAGGAAAAAGCAGAAUAGGGAACUUAUUGCAUUUGCAUCUAUGUCCUGUUUGGAUCCAACUUAAGAGAUGUGGUUAUGGUUCGGAAAAGGCUACAAGACGUAGUAAUCGCUGCCUGUGUUCAGAGGCUGAAUCUUGCUUCUCUCCAGUGGAGCCUCCAGGUCUGGCAUGGGUUGAGAUUACUUAUUCAAGGCCUUCUUCUCCAGAAUGCCAGAAUCAUCAAAGAAGUAUAUUACCAGACAAUAAGAAUCCUAAUAUUAGAGAAAGAAGAUGCCUUCGGUCUCUUGUUUUUAUUGGUGAUGUGAUCUCCAUGGCACGUUCAGUCCAUUUGACUUCAUAUCAACCUCGCUGGUCAAUUGAUUUUGCAGCAGAUCUUCCAAAUCUAAUAGAAAAACUUUUGACAUGUGCUUUCCAUGUGUCUAUGAUACUAGCUCUUCUAAACAGUCUGCCGGUGUUUUUUCUUGAUGGAGAAUCCAUCUUAGAGGGUACCCUACACCACUUGAAUUUUUUGAGCCAAAGGAAGAAGGGUCCUAUUCUUCAAUGUUGCCUGCUUGUAGGCACUGUUAUUUCCAUCGCUUUUGUCUUGCGGAUACUCUUAGUCAUGUUGUUACUCUCAGAAGUUCACAAUCGAUAA